UUGAUCUGUUUAGAAAUGCAUCUUGCCACCUAAUAUUUAAUCGCACUAGAUCUACUCAAUUAUUCAAUUAAUAUUUUCGAAAUGUAAUUAUGAAUUAUCGUUGUUGUUUUUAUUUCAUUCAGGAUCAGUGCAGUAGGGCCGGGGAGGACUAUUGAUCAGUUAAAAAAGAAGUGGACGGAUUUAAAGUCUGCAGCAAAGAAGAACGAGAUAAAGCGGAGGCAUUUUGCUGCCGGGACAGGUGGGGGUCCUGCGCCCCAAGAGCCAACUGAUGUAGAGAUGAAGAUCCUGAGUGUAAUCCCCGAGGAAAUGGUAACAGGGGUUGCUGGUGGAGUGGAUGUUUUCGAAGACUCAUGCAAGCCUCAUGCUGUCAAAAAGUAUAGGCCAUCUGAGCCUUCAGGGUCAACUUUCACCGCCAACAGUUCAACGCAUCAUGACAUAAGUAUCAGUGAGGAAGAGGUCAAUGGCAAAGAAGACAGUAACACAGAAUCAAGACCUACACCACCAAAAAGAAAUGACAUUGCUCAUCAGAUGCUUGAAGAGCAAAAGAAACAAAACGAGUUCCUGGCAAUGAUUAAUUUCAACCUUGCAGAACUUGUGAGCUUGAAGAGGACAGAAGUCCAAAUUCUGUCAGAAAAACAUCUGAACAAGACAUUUUUUUAAAUUAAAAGACAGUGAAUACUUGAAUGAAAGGGAGUGAAAAUAGU
Molecule: messenger RNA, 704 nt
Organism: Mya arenaria
Lineage: Eukaryota; Metazoa; Mollusca; Bivalvia; Myida; Myidae
Exons: 6
Coding region: 277-660 (127 amino acids)
Source: RefSeq, a predicted model, not a curated record